AUGUCAUCACACCAAGCGCUCCAGGGGCACCUGUGGUGUGGCAUCUUUACUGGAGUAACCACACCACGGCGGAAGAGGAGGAAGGUCACUCCAGUUACCCCGCGGUUGCCCAUACGUCUGCCGACCGCUGUGCAGACACCAUUGCAAUCACCCCCGCGAUUUGAGUUCCCACCGUCUGUCCAUCGCCACUUGCCCGAAGCAAUUGCAGACAUGGUCAGUGAGAGUUCCGGCGAUGACGACGGGCAGCACCAGCAGCGAGGGCUUUCACCUGUGGAAAGGGGUCUGCAGCGUCCGUUGAACCUCCCCGCUCCCAUCCCUUUCCGUUUUCCCAGCACACCGGGUGGAUCACUGGUGCCUGAACCCCCGCCGCCACCACCACCAGUUCAACGACCUCGCCCACAGACGCAUGCCAGCACGAAGGUUUCCCUUCACCGAAUCCAUAAUCACAAUCAAGUGCAAAGGGAGCGCCUGACAACGUUCAUCGGCGAUGUUCACGUACUUGCGCGCCACACCACCUUCUUUCUCAAGUACUACCUUGCUGAUCAUCCUCUACACGAUUUCCCGGACAUCACCGACAAGCACAUUAGUGUGAUAUUUGAGCUGCUAAACAAUCCGGGCUACAACGGCAAUCCGGUCCUCGCGCAAGAGUUGCGUCCACGGGUUCAAGACUACGAGCAUCUUCACCAACCUUAA
Messenger RNA from Fimicolochytrium jonesii, 693 nucleotides. RefSeq lists its product as uncharacterized. The record is from RefSeq and is a predicted model, not a curated record. The transcript has 3 exons. Bases 1 to 693 code for a protein of 230 amino acids. NCBI's taxonomy places the organism in Eukaryota, Fungi, Chytridiomycota, Chytridiomycetes, Spizellomycetales, Powellomycetaceae.